Molecule: messenger RNA, 2082 nt
Organism: Saccharomyces paradoxus
Lineage: Eukaryota; Fungi; Ascomycota; Saccharomycetes; Saccharomycetales; Saccharomycetaceae
Gene: SSE1
Product: adenyl-nucleotide exchange factor SSE1
Exons: 1
Coding region: 1-2082 (693 amino acids)
Biological process (GO): protein folding
Cellular component (GO): cytosol; nucleus
Molecular function (GO): ATP-dependent protein folding chaperone; ATP binding
Source: RefSeq, a predicted model, not a curated record
AUGAGUACUCCAUUCGGUUUAGAUUUAGGUAACAACAACUCUGUCUUGGCUGUUGCUAGAAACAGAGGUAUUGACAUUGUCGUUAACGAAGUCUCCAACCGUUCUACCCCAUCUGUUGUUGGUUUCGGUCCAAAGAACAGAUACUUGGGUGAAACUGGUAAGAACAAACAGACUUCCAAUAUCAAGAACACUGUCGCCAAUUUGAAAAGAAUUAUUGGUUUGGAUUACAACCAUCCAGAUUUCGACCAAGAAUCUAAGCAUUUCACCUCUAAGUUGGUUGAAUUAGACGACAAGAAGACUGGUGCUGAAGUCAGAUUUGCUGGUGAAAAACAUGUUUUUUCCGCUACUCAAUUAGCUGCCAUGUUCAUCGACAAAGUCAAGGACACCGUCAAGCAAGAUACUAAAGCCAAUAUCACCGAUGUUUGUAUCGCCGUCUCACCUUGGUACACCGAAGAACAACGUUACAACAUUGCUGAUGCUGCUAGAAUUGCCGGUUUGAAUCCUGUUAGAAUCGUCAACGACGUUACUGCUGCCGGUGUUUCUUAUGGUAUUUUUAAGACUGAUUUGCCUGAAGGUGAAGAAAAGCCAAGAAUUGUUGCUUUCGUUGAUAUUGGUCACUCUUCUUACACAUGUUCUAUCAUGGCUUUCAAGAAGGGUCAAUUGAAGGUCUUAGGUACUGCAUGUGACAAGCAUUUCGGUGGUAGAGACUUCGAUUUGGCUAUUACCGAACACUUCGCUGAUGAGUUCAAGACUAAGUACAAGAUUGACAUAAGAGAAAAUCCAAAGGCCUACAACAGAAUUUUGACUGCUGCUGAAAAGUUGAAGAAAGUUUUGUCCGCUAAUACCAAUGCACCAUUCUCUGUUGAAUCCGUCAUGAACGAUGUUGAUGUUUCCUCCCAAUUAUCCCGUGAGGAAUUGGAAGAAUUGGUUAAGCCAUUGUUGGAGCGCGUUACUGAACCAGUUACUAAAGCUCUUGCUCAAGCCAAAUUAACUGCUGAUGAAGUCGAUUUUGUCGAAAUUAUUGGUGGUACUACUCGUAUCCCAACUUUGAAGCAAUCUAUUUCUGAAGCUUUCGGCAAGCCAUUGUCUACCACUUUGAAUCAAGAUGAAGCCAUUGCUAAGGGUGCCGCCUUCAUUUGUGCCAUCCACUCUCCAACUCUAAGAGUUAGACCAUUCAAGUUUGAGGAUAUCCAUCCUUACUCUGUUUCUUACUCUUGGGAUAAACAAGUUGAGGACGAAGACCACAUGGAAGUCUUCCCAGCAGGCUCAACCUUCCCAUCUACCAAAUUGAUUACUUUGAACCGUACUGGUGACUUUUCAAUGGCUGCUAGCUAUACCGACAUCACACAGUUACCACCAAACACUCAAGAACACAUCGCCAACUGGGAAAUCACUGGUGUUCAAUUACCAGAAGGCCAAGACUCUGUUCCUGUUAAGUUAAAGUUGAGAUGCGACCCAUCUGGUCUACACACAAUUGAAGAGGCCUACACCAUCGAAGAUAUUGAAGUUGAAGAACCUAUUCCAUUACCAGAAGAUGCUCCAGAAGAUGCUGAACAAGAAUUUAAGAAGGUCACUAAGACUGUAAAAAAGGAUGACUUGACCAUCGUUGCACACACCUUUGCCCUAGACGCCAAAAAGUUGAAUGAAUUAAUUGAAAAAGAAAAUGAAAUGCUUGCCCAAGAUAAGCUAGUUGCUGAGACUGAAGACCGUAAGAACACUCUUGAAGAGUAUAUUUACACAUUACGUGGUAAGUUGGAAGAGGAGUAUGCUCCAUUUGCUUCCGAUGCUGAAAAGACCAAAUUGCAAGGUAUGUUAAACAAAGCUGAAGAGUGGUUAUAUGACGAAGGUUUCGAUUCCAUUAAAGCUAAGUACAUUGCCAAAUACGAAGAAUUGGCUUCUCUAGGUAACAUUAUUAGAGGUAGAUACUUGGCCAAGGAGGAAGAAAAGAAGCAAGCUAUAAGAUCUAAGCAAGAAGCUUCCCAAAUGGCUGCUAUGGCUGAAAAGUUGGCUGCUCAAAGGAAGGCAGAAGCUGAAAAGAAGGAGGAAAAGAAGGAUACCGAAGGUGAUGUCGACAUGGACUAA